CCUGCCAGGAGUGCAGCGAGCUGCGAGAGCUGUCAAUCCGCAUGCUCGCAGAGCUGCUGCAGUUGGUAGUCGGCAGGGAUGAGAAGAGGAUGAGGAAGGAGGUGUGGCGGGCACUGGUGCCUCUCCUCUUCCGCAUGAGCGACCAGGUCCCCAGCGUGGCCAAGGCCUCCAGGGAAGCCCUUCUUGCUGCCGCAGAGCUGCUGAGGUGGAAGACGCUCAAGCACCUGCUGCAGAGAGAGCGGCUGUGGGAGCUUGGAGCGUGCUUGCUGCAGAAGAACAGGAGCAGGGCUGAAGACUUCAUCCACCAGAGCCUGCCCUACCUGCAGGACCCUCAGGCCAACGUGCGCCUGGCGGCCGUCAGGUUCAUCGGACUCAUCACACGGCGCCUGAGGGAGCAGACCACAGACAGUCAGGCUGACAUCCUGAGUGCACUUCAGCCCUUGGAGAAUGACUGGGACAUCUCUGUCAGCUCCCUGGCAGCUCGGACAACCUCCAUUCUGAGGAGUCCUUGCGUGCAGCAAAGACCAAGAGGCCUCCUGCGAGCACUGCGCUGCUGCUGGCCGUGAGCCCGGCAGAGGUGCAGCUUGCCUUGGCUAAAGGACUGGGGCUGAAUAAAGCUGCAACAACGUGCCCAAA
Molecule: messenger RNA, 636 nt
Organism: Pipra filicauda (Wire-tailed manakin)
Lineage: Eukaryota; Metazoa; Chordata; Aves; Passeriformes; Pipridae
Product: maestro heat-like repeat family member 5
Exons: 5
Coding region: 42-566 (174 amino acids)
Cellular component (GO): cytoplasm
Source: RefSeq, a predicted model, not a curated record